Molecule: messenger RNA, 2223 nt
Organism: Ictidomys tridecemlineatus (thirteen-lined ground squirrel)
Lineage: Eukaryota; Metazoa; Chordata; Mammalia; Rodentia; Sciuridae
Source: RefSeq, a predicted model, not a curated record
UUGCCAGUCUGGAAGUCAAACUCGUUGUUGUUGGAGUUAGUGUUUCCGUCACUGCCAGGUGAAGGCGAGUCAUUCCGCAGCAUCUCAGACUGUAGGGAGGCCCGGACAGCUGAGGAGCGUCCAUGCUGUCCUGCCGCCUGAGCUCUGGAUCCACCUGGCCGUGGUGGCCUGCGGCAAUCGGCUGGAGGAGACGCUGGUCAUGCUCAAAUCGGCCGUGCUUUUCAGCUACAGGAAGAUCCAGUUUCACAUCUUCACUGAAGACUCUCUGAAGCCUGAGUUUGAUAAGCAGUUACGACAGUGGCCUGACUCAUACACAAAGAAGUUUGAGCACAGGAUCUACCCCAUCACCUUUUCGGUUGGAAACCCUCAGGAAUGGAAGAAGUUGUUCAAACCCUGCGCUGCCCAGAGACUCUUUCUUCCGGUGAUUUUAAAGGACGUGGACUCGCUUCUCUACGUGGACACUGACGUCCUCUUCCUGAGACCUGUCGAUGACAUCUGGAAGCUUCUGCGGCAGUUCAACUCCACCCAGCUCGCAGCCAUGGCCCCAGAGCACGAAAUCCCCAAGAUCGGCUGGUAUAGCCGCUUUGCUCGCCACCCUUUCUACGGCUCUACAGGAGUUAAUUCAGGGGUCAUGCUGAUGAAUUUAACUCGGAUAAGAAGUACCCAGUUCAAGAACAGCAUGACUCCGACGGGCCUGGCUUGGGAGGACAUGCUGUACCCGCUGUACCAGGCGUACAGGAACGCCAUCACGUGGGGGGACCAGGACUUGUUAAAUAUCAUCUUUUACUUCAACCCAGAGCGCCUCUACCUGUUCCCCUGCCAGUGGAACUACCGGCCGGAUCACUGCAUGUACGGGAGCAACUGCCGAGAGGCUGAGCGCGAGGGCGUGUCGGUCCUGCACGGCAACCGGGGCGUCUACCACGACGACAAGCAGCCCACCUUCAAGGCCCUCUACGAGGCCAUGCGGGACUUUCCCUUUCAAGACAACCUCUUUCAGUCCAUGUACUACCCUCUCCAGCUCAAGUUCCUGGAGACGGUGCACACUCUCUGUGGACGGAUCCCACAAGUUUUCCUGAAGCAAAUCGAGAAAACCAUGAGGAGAGCUUAUGAGAAGCACGUCAUCAUCCACGUGGGCCCUGACCACAGGCACUGACCGUCUCCUCGAGUUCCGGGCCCUCAGGCUUCUGUGGCCAAGGAAGUGCCCAGAUCUUUUCUGUGUGAAUAUUUUUAAUGGUGCUUCAUGACUGUUGAGUAUUAGAAGGCUUAUUACAUUUUGCUAAAUUAGUUGCCCCAAAAAGGGAACAUGCCUUUAAUUUUUCUAAAAUCCUAUUUAUCUCUUUAAAAACAAAAACAAAAAGCCUACUACUGUGCAGGUAACAGUGUUCCAGCAGGUCCGGCUGGCUGUGGAAAGGAACUUUCCAGAGCCUUCCAAUUCUCGGCUAGUGUGAGAGGCCAUUUCAGUGGCAUCUAACGAUCCCGAGCCUCCUUCUAUGCAAUUGGCACCCUCACCCCUUGUUACAAAAGUCAUCCGUCGUUAUGAGGCAAACAAACAGACUUUAGAGUACAGGUCAAGGGUCCAAAAUCAAGAUUAGGUUAGUCGUCCCACCAACCAGUGGAAAAGAUGGUCACCAUUUUAAUGGACCUCCUUCCAGACCUCCCACCACCCUACCUUUUUUAAACCUUUUUUUUUUCUUAUUUUCUACGUCUGAUUUUCCAUUAUAACUCAUAUUUACAACAGGUAAUCUCAGUAACAGUGGCCCCUAUGUUGAGAUUUUUAUGUAGGAGACUAAAAAGUCAGACAAGAUGAUUAUGUUUACAGCAUUUUACUCGAAUGUAUCUGGAAGAAGCAUUCGGAUCUCAACUGACUGGGCAUGUUCAAGGAUGAAGCAUAUAUCUGAGGGUGUUUCUCAAGAAAAUUGCUUACAUUUGUGGAGGACUAAAUCAUGAGAAAUGUCUAUGCAACAGUAAUUUCUGGAAGGAAAUUCAGUAAUUACACGGACCCAGGAAACUCUUUAGCAAAGUGUGACUUUGUGUUCACUCAGAGACAAACAAAUUGGGUGUCUUCAGCCAUCAGUAGGCGUGGGCACCUCUCUCCUGCUCUUGGGAAGUGGUGGAAAUCAAUACCAACUUCAGAUUUAAUGGGAUCAAAGCCAACAGUUCUAAUUCCAUUGGCAAGAAAAUUUACCUCACUACCAGCCUCAGAAAGUCUGAUUUUUUUUUUUU